AUGUCGUGGCAGACUUAUGUAGAUGAACACUUGAUGUGUGACAUUGAUGGCAAUGGCCAGCAUCUUGCGGCCGCGGCCAUUGUUGGUCAUGAUGGCAGCCCCUGGGCCAAGAGUGCUAGCUUCCCUCAGUUUAAGGCUGAGGAGAUUGCUGGUAUCAUGAAAGAUUUCGAUGAACCUGGACACCUUGCUCCGACCGGCUUGCACCUUGGGGGAGUAAAGUACAUGGUAAUCGCAGGAGAAGCCGGUGCUGUCAUCCGUGGAAAGAAGGGCUCUGGAGGCAUCACUAUUAAGAAAACCGGACAAGCACUAGUAUUCGGAAUCUAUGAAGAACCAGUGACUCCAGGACAGUGCAACAUGGUUGUUGAGAGGUUGGGUGAUUACCUUGCUGAUCAAGGCCUCUAG
Messenger RNA from Fragaria vesca subsp. vesca, 402 nucleotides. RefSeq names its product profilin-like. Gene Ontology annotation, molecular function: actin monomer binding. The transcript has 3 exons. NCBI's taxonomy places the organism in Eukaryota, Viridiplantae, Streptophyta, Magnoliopsida, Rosales, Rosaceae. The record is from RefSeq and is a predicted model, not a curated record. Bases 1 to 402 code for a protein of 133 amino acids. Gene Ontology annotation, cellular component: cell cortex.